This is a messenger RNA of Oncorhynchus mykiss (rainbow trout), 3192 nucleotides long. It is a transcript of the gene pde9ac, whose product is annotated as phosphodiesterase 9ac. Gene Ontology annotation, molecular function: 3',5'-cyclic-nucleotide phosphodiesterase activity. The record is from RefSeq and is a predicted model, not a curated record. NCBI's taxonomy places the organism in Eukaryota, Metazoa, Chordata, Actinopteri, Salmoniformes, Salmonidae. Gene Ontology annotation, biological process: signal transduction.
AUGUUGAUGGUGCUUUAAUUGUUUUCUGGAUUACAGAUUAAUUGAGAUGGUAAAAUCAGCAUAUGUAAUGAUUCAUCAUUUUCAAGUCUCAGUUCCAAUUAAGUUGUUUAUUGCAGUAUUUCAAUAGUGGCUCCCGUGUUGCAGUCAUAGCAUCUCGCUGUGUUUCCCAGGGCUCUGACCCUGGCCAUACAGGCUCCUCUGCAGGAGGACAGGGGCUCCAAACCUUCCUCCUGCUGGAUUGGUGAGAGAGAGAGAGCGAGAGAGAGAAGGAGUACGAGAGAGAAACAUAGAGGAAUCAGCAUGGGUUCCAGCUCCUCUUCCUAUGCCCCAAAAACCAUCUAUCUGGACGUGGAUGGUAAGGUUCAGAAGGUGGCUUUCAGUCGUCACUGCAGCCCAUGUGACAUCAAGGAGCUUCUUUGUUCCUCGUCCAACAUCCCCAGGAAUACUGCUAUCAUGAUGGUGGAUCCUGAAGGGGCCCUGGUGUCCAUAGACCCUACUAUGCCUACCAACUCUCCCAACUCCUUGUACAAAGUCAUUUCUUUGUCCACCGGUCAGCUUGGAGAGAAAGAAGACAUGUUUCAAAACGUGUUAUCUCAGGUGGCGGAGCAGUUCAGCAGGGCUUUCCGAAUCAACGAGCUGAAAACUGAGGUGACCAACAGACUGGCAAUGUUGGAGAAAAGAGUGGAGUUGGAGGGACUGAAGGUUGUGGAGAUUGAGAAGUGCAAAAAUGACCUAAAGAAACUACGAGAUGAGAUGACAUCCAGAGGAGGAGGGAGAGUCGGGAACUGUCCCUGCAAGUACAACUUCUCAGAGGACGGGAAGAAGCUAAAUCCCAGACGUGACGUCCCAAGUUAUCCAAAGUACACCUUAUCCCAGGAGACUAUUGAAGCACUGAAGAAGCCAACAUUCGAUGUCUGGCAUUGGGAACACAAUGAGAUGCUGAGCUGCUUAGAGUACAUGUACCAUGACCUGGGACUGGUGAAGGAAUUCAACAUGAACCCCAUCACUCUCAAACGCUGGCUGCUGGGCAUUCAGGAGAACUAUCGCAGCAACCCGUUCCACAACUUCCGCCACUGCUUCUGUGUCAGUCAGAUGAUGUAUGGCAUGAUUAACCUGUGUAACCUGCCGGAGAAGAUGACUCUGACGGACAUGGGCAUUCUCAUGACAGCUGCAGUGUGCCACGACCUGGACCACCCCGGCUACAACAACACGUACCAGAUCAACGCUCGCACAGAGCUGGCCGUGCGUUACAACGAUAUAUCUCCCCUGGAGAACCAUCACUGCGCCGUGGCCUUCCAGAUCCUAUCGCUGCCCGAGUGCAACAUAUUCGCCAACGUCGAAUUGGAGGCCUACAAGCAGAUCAGACAGGCCAUCAUUACCCUGAUCUUGGCCACAGACAUGGCCCGGCAUGGGGAGAUAUUAGACUCCUUCAAACAUAAAGUGGACAGCUUUGACUUCACCAACGAGGAGCAUGUCACAUGCCUGAAGAUGGUUCUGAUCAAAUGCUGCGACAUCUCCAACGAGGUCCGGCCUACCGAGGUGGCCGAACCCUGGGUGGACUGUCUGCUGGAGGAGUACUUCAUGCAGAGUGACAGGGAGAAGACUGAAGGGCUGCCGGUGGCUCCGUUUAUGGACAGAGACAAAGUGACCAAGCCCACUGCCCAGAUCGGAUUCAUCAAGUUUGUCCUCAUCCCAAUGUUUGAGACAGUCAUGAAGCUCUUCCCCCAGAUUGAGGAGAUCAUGGUGCAGCCUCUGAGAGACUCUAGAGACCACUAUGAGGAGCUGAAGCAGAUCGAUGACGCCAUGACAGAGGGCUCUGGCUCUCGUUUUAUGAUCCAAAAAUUCAAAAAGGUCAUGGGUCGUCCUGAUCUGCGUCUUUGAAGAUGGAGGGUGAAAAGACUUGUCUUCUACACACUGAACCAACCUCAGACUACAUGAAACCUCCUGGUUGAUCACCACUGUUUUGUUAUGGACAUUACAGAAGGACAAUCGCUCUGUUUCAAUGUCCACACUAGCAUACUACAUAGGAUGAAUUCAUGUAUCAAGCACAUUGGAAUAUAGCUCAUCUGAACGCUAGUUGGUCAUCAUCCACGGCUGUGUAUACACAGGCAGCCCAAUUCUGAUCUUUUUACCCAAUUGUUGGAAAAAUAUCUGAUCUGAUUGGUCAAAAUACCAAUAAUUGGGCAAAAUAUCAUAAUUGGUCUGUCUAUGUAUACACAACCUAUCAUAAUUUCUGAGUGACAAUUGGUCAAUGUAGGUAUAUUUUUUGCCAUAUUUUCUGCUUUCUGGUUUUAGUCACACUUGUUGAUGUUGCCUAUUACGGUAUAAUGAAUAACAACUAAGACGUUUACUGCAACACUGUCUUUUCCUUUUACAAGUCUCCUAUUCAAAUGCAAAACUGUUUCUAAAACAGUUUGAAUACAUUGACCCUUAAUUUAACCAUGUCAAGUACACAGCAUAUUUUAACAUAAUUAUUAGAGGUUUAAACAUUGUUACAACAAAUUCUACUAAUUAUCCCCUCGUGUGUGCACUGAAUGAAUUUACAUAAAUUCAUAUUUUGAGGUUGGUGUAAUAGCACAUCCAUUGUUGUUCAAUAUAUUCAGUCUUAGAUGCAUGUUGUACGUUAUUACAGAAGUAUUUCAUUACAAUCUAAAAUGUUAUUCUUGUAUUUUAUUUAUUUGUGCAUAGUACAUCCUACAUAAACUGCAAACUACAUUACAGUUGUAAAACAUGUAACAUCCUUUUAUACAAAAUGUGUCACCUAGUAAUAAACUCCACCAGUAUUUUUGAAAAGUUGCAGGUUAUGAAGAAGAGAUCAAAAUGUCAUUCUCAUCGACGGUUCAUGAGUAAUACCAUUGACUCUUCUCUGAAUGGUGCAGGGAUGAAUGAACCAAUGGCUGGUCCAGCUCGGGAGUCUUUGAAAGCUUGUGUACUUUACUUGAUAUCUGUAUUCUGAUGUGUAUGCUUUAUGCACAAUGCGGAUGGUCCACGCUUACGCUUGGAUUUCCUGCUCGUUGUCAUUUAGGAAAACCAUUUUAAGAGCGUGGUAGUCCAUAGCUUCGGGCUUUGAGGGGAUAUGUGUUGAAACAGGACUUCUUUGACAGUUUUGUUGUACAACUCCAAACUACCACUUAACCCACAUCUCUCUAUAGUAAAAAAAUACGUGGGUGGUAUUCAACAGGUACAGUAGAU